This is a messenger RNA of Salvelinus namaycush (lake trout), 6573 nucleotides long. RefSeq names its product FERM, RhoGEF and pleckstrin domain protein 2 (gene farp2). The coding region runs from base 171 to 3491 and encodes 1106 amino acids. The transcript is spliced from 27 exons. Gene Ontology annotation, cellular component: cytoskeleton. Gene Ontology annotation, molecular function: cytoskeletal protein binding; guanyl-nucleotide exchange factor activity. NCBI's taxonomy places the organism in Eukaryota, Metazoa, Chordata, Actinopteri, Salmoniformes, Salmonidae. The record is from RefSeq and is a predicted model, not a curated record.
GAAUUAGUUGUGUUCUAUCCAAUGACGAAGUGUCUUGUGGCUGAGAGCUGUUCCCGGAGACCGAUCCAGUAUAUCGGAUUCAUUAUUGGAGUUCCAGUAUUUCAAGACGAAGGACAGAAGGAGUGAGUGACCCAGUGGGCUGGUUGGUGUGAGGGGGCAGAGCAGCAGCCAUGGGUGAAAUUGAGGGUUCCUACAGGGCCAUACAGACCCCUGGCACCCGGCUGGGGGCCCAGUUCAAUGCUGGGAUCAGUACCUUGGAGCCGGGCCAGAGCCUCAGUGAUGCCUUGGGCCCCGGGGGUAGGAGCCCAGGCAGAGGACUACAGCUCAGGGUCCAGAGCCUGGACGACUCCCAGGAGUUUUACGACUUGGAGUCCAGAGCUGACGGACAGACUCUUCUCUCUGAUGUGUUCCGGAGGAGCAACCUAAGGGAGAGCGAUUACUUUGGCCUAGAGUUCCAGAACAUGCAGAUGAGCUGGGUUUGGUUGGAACCCACGAAGCUCGUAGUGAAACAAGUGAAGAGACCCAUGAACACCCUCUUCAGGCUGUCAGUGAAGUUCUUUCCUCCUGACCCUGGUCAGCUGCAGGAAGAGUACACUAGGUACCUGUUCUCCCUGCAGAUGAAGCGAGACCUGCUAGAGGGCAAGUUGAGCUGUACAGAGAACACAGCCUCCCUGCUGGCCUCACACCUCCUUCAGUCGGAGAUAGGGGACUAUGACGACGUGGCGGACAGGGACUUCCUGAAGCUGAACAAGCUGCUGCCCAAUCAGGAGAGGAUACAGGAGAGGAUCAUGGAACUGCACCACAGACACCUCGGGCAGACUCCAGCCGACUCAGACUUUCAGGUUCUGGAGAUCGCCCGUAAACUGGAGAUGUACGGCGUCCGCUUCCACCCAGCUGCCGACCGCGAGGGAACGAAGAUCAACCUGGCCGUGGCUCACAUAGGCCUGCAGGUCUUCCAGGGUAACACCAAAAUAAACACCUUCAAUUGGUCCAAGAUCCGAAAACUGAGCUUCAAGAGGAAACGCUUCCUGAUCAAGCUAUACCCAGAGGUUCAUGGGCCUCAUCAGGAUACCCUGGAGUUCCAGAUGGUCAGUCGGGACCAGUGUAAGAUCUUCUGGAAGAACUGUGUGGAACAUCACUCGUUCUUCCGACUCUUGGAUCAGCCGCAGCCCAAGUCCAAAGCCAUUCUCUUUAGCAGGGGAUCGUCGUUCAGAUACAGUGGGAGGACCCAGAAGCAACUAGUGGAAUAUGUCAAGGACAGCGGAUCAAGGAGGACACCAUAUCAGAGGAGGAACAGUAAGGUGAGGAUGUCAGCUCGCUCUCUGGCCCCCGAUGUGCCAAAACAGACGUUGUCGUUCAAUGACAGCCUGCGGGCGCCAGGUUCCCCGUCCUCUGCGUCUGGGUCCUUCUACUCCAUACAAGUCUCCAGCUCCCCCCCACGUCCGGAGCCCCAGGCCCAGUCUCCACAGCCUCCUCCCCAGCAGCAACAGACCCAGUUUCCACAGCUUUCUCCCCAGCAGCAACAGACCCAGCUCCUGCCCCCACAGCUGGCCAGGCCCUCCAGCCCCCCAGCGAAGGAGGAUCCCCACAAGGCCACCGGCAUCCCCCCAUGUCACCACGCCUUCUCACAAGGUGCCCCAAGUUACCCGGCGGCAGGAGACUGCAACCCCUCGUCUGUGUGUGUAGAGAGUAGAGCUUCCCAUCCGCAGCAGCAGCCCUCCCAAAAUGGCAAUGAGGAUAGUGAGCAGGGGUCCUCUAUGGACAGCCCCCAGCUCUCCCCGUUCAACUCGAAGAGCUCUCCCCUCUGCCUGUCCCCCUCCUUCCAGAUGUCUACGCUGAGUCUCCCGGGGGCGGGCCAAGCCCCCUCGCCCCUACAGAGCCCCAUCCUGAGUGAGGUGGGCACCAACAGGCUAGAGGAGGAGGAGGAGGGCAGGAGGAAGCGAUAUCCCACCGACAAGGCCUACUUCAUUGCCAAAGAGAUUCUAACCACAGAGAGGACCUACCUGAAAGACCUAGAGGUUAUCACAGUGUGGUUCCGCAGUGCUGUGAUCAAAGAGAACGCCAUGCCAGAGGGUCUGAUGGCCCUGCUGUUCUCGAACAUCGACCCCAUUUACGAGUUCCACCGGGGAUUCCUCAAGGAGAUCGACCAGAGACUAGCUUUAUGGGAGGGGCGCUCUAACGCUCAUGUGAAGGGAGACUUCCAGAGGAUUGGAGACGUCAUGCUGAGGAACAUGUGUGCUCUCAAGGUGUUUACCAGCUACCUGCAGAAACACGACGAGGUGCUGACCGAGCUGGAGAAGGCCACCAAGCGCCUGAAGAAGCUGGAGACGGUGUAUAAGGAGUUUGAGCUUCAGAAGGUGUGUUACCUGCCUCUCAACACGUUCCUGCUGAAGCCCAUCCAGCGCCUCAUGCACUACAAACUGAUCCUAGAGAGACUGUGUAAACACUACAGCCCAGACCACCUCGACCACAACAACUGCAGAGAGGCCCUGAAGGAGGUGGCAGAGAUGGCCACUCAGCUCCAGAGUAGUUUGAUCCGCCUGGAGAACUUCCAGAAGCUGUCUGAGCUCCAGAGAGACCUGAUCGGCAUCGAGAACCUCACUGCGCCCGGCAGGGAGUUCAUUCGAGAGGGUUGUCUGUACAAGCUGACCAAAAAAGGCCUGCAGCAAAGGAUGUUUUUCCUGUUCUCUGACCAGCUCCUGUACACGAGUAAAGGUGUGACGGCCACAAACCAGUUCAAGGUCCAUGGCCAGCUGCCUCUGCACGGCAUGAUCGUGGAAGAGAGUGAGAAUGAGUGGUCUGUCCCUCACUGCUUCACCAUCUACUCUGCCCAGAGGACCAUUGUGGUGGCAGCCAGCUCGAAGGUGGAGAUGGGGAAAUGGAUAGAGGAUCUCAACAUGGCAAUAGAGAUGGCCAAGAAAUCUCAGGAGAAAUCAGACCUGUUCCUGGACCCAGGGCUGUGUGAUCGCUCCAACAGGUCGUCGGAUGAGGUUUCUCUGGAGCAGGAGUCAGAGGAUGACAUGUCGUCGUCCCGUAACUCUCUGGAUAAGCAGACCCAUCACCGUGCCAACAGCACCAUGCAUGUCUGCUGGCAUCGCAACACCAGCGUGUCCAUGUCAGAUCACAGCCUGGCUGUGGAGAACCAGCUCUCAGGUUACCUCCUACGGAAAUUCAAGAAUAGCAAUGGCUGGCAGAAGCUCUGGGUGGUCUUCACCAACUUCUGUCUGUUCUUUUACAAGACUCACCAGGAUGAUUUCCCGCUGGCAAGCCUCCCGUUGCUAGGGUACACUGUGAGCAGCCCGGGAGAGUCAGACAGCAUCCACAAGGAAUAUGUCUUUAAACUGCAGUUCAAGUCCCACGUCUAUUUCUUCCGGGCGGAGAGCGAGUAUACAUUCGAGAGAUGGAUGGAGGUGAUUAAGAGUGCGGCUAGUGCUACUGGCAGGAUGAGUCUCCUCAUACCUAAAGGUCCCCUGCAGAUGAAUGGGAACUAACUCCGCUCCUUGAUCUGAUCUACUGCGGCUUAGAAUCUAAUCUGCGUCCCAAAUGGAACCCUAUCCCCUAUAUAGUGCACUACUUUAGACCAGAGCCCUAUGGAACCCUAUCCCCUAUAUAGUGCACUACUUUAGACCAGAGCCCUAUGGAACCCUAUUCCCUAUAUAGUGCACUACUUUUGACCAGAGCCCUCGUCCCAAAUGGCACCCUAGGGUCAGUCCUACAGAGCAAAAGGGCUGGGCCCAAUAGACUCUGAGACAAUACUGUAUAAUACCAUCUCUCUCUCUCUCUCUACGGUUUUCAUUGGCAUCAUGUUAAAGUGGCACUCAUGUCUUGGAUUUAUUUGGCAGAUAAGGGCUCAGUGAGUGACUGGAAGUUAUUAUUCUCUCCUUCUAGAAUUGUCAACCAUUGUUACGUGAGAGAAUCUGUUGAAACAAUGUAUCAGCAGGGAACAGACACGCAAUAUGAAUCCAGUAGUUGGAUACGUGGUUCAAGAGAGAAGGAUAUACUAGUGCUAUCACGAUAAACAAGGAUGCUUGAGGACAUUCUGUCAAGGAUGAGUGUAUUCACUCAGCCAGCUGAGAAAGGGAACUAAAGCGGGACUCGUCACCUUCUCACGAGCAGCCAGUGUAAAACAACUACAUCACAAAACAUAAGCUUGGUUUCCCACACUCGGAUUAAAUCUAGUCCUGGACACGGAUUAAGUCUAGUCCUGGACACGGAUUAAGUCUAGUCCUGGACACGGAUUUAAGUCUAGUCCUGGACACGGAUUUAAGUCUAGUCCUGGACACGGAUUAAGUCUAGUCCUGGACACAGAUUAAGUCUAGUCCUGGACACAGAUUAAGUCUAGUCCUGGACACAGAUUAAGUCUAGUCCUGGACACAGAUUAAGUCUAGUCCUGGACACAGAUUAAGUUUAGUCCUGGACACAGAUUAAGUCUAGUCCUGGACACAGAUUAAUCCGUGUCCAGGACUAGACUUAAUCUGUGCCUGGAAAACCGUCUUCUAGCGAUUUAUCUAUCAGGUUAUGUUCUCGAGAAGUUUACACAGCGUUAGUCUAGAGACUGUUUCCUUUUAGCCAGUGAAAGCAUUCUACGGACGGUCGUUGUUGAGUUUGUAUCGUGUCUGUCUACACGAAGGUACAGGUGUAGAAAUGGAACUGGUAGGUGGAGGGAGGGCAAUGAUGAUAUUACGAAGGUGCAGAGGUUGCAGGAUUGAUUUGACUAGGGACUGGGAAGGGUAACUAGCUAGAGAACAACCUCAGAUACUUUCUUUAUACCACGUUUUAAAAUAGCUGGACUUGAGGUAGCUCUGGUCCAGGGUGUUGUUUCCUCCACUAAGGAAUUAGUGGAUGAAUUAAUGCCCUGGACCAGAGCUAUGGUUCAGCAGGAGAGGUAGGGAGGUAGCCAGUGAAUGUCCUUUUUUUAUUAUUUUCAUUGAUAAAGGCAGAUAGUAUUGUAUGUUGAAAUGAGUUAGGAACACAAGCAGUCAAUCUCCUUUUUUAGGAUAAUUUCUGUAAAAGACUUGGAGGUCAAUUAUUCUGUUCUUUUGAGAAUUUCGUAGUUCUCAUUUGUUCUGUUGUCACACUGAGGUAUUAAUGGCCAUGGAGUUAAAAUCAAAAAUGGAGCCAAACACACAUUCUGUAAGGUACGUUUUCCAUUGAAGUGUUUCAAGGGGUCUAUAUUCCUGUUUAAUAAAUGUAAAAGUACUUUUUUGGCCCCAAGAGAAAAACCUUGUUAAUUAAGUUUUCCUGUACUAUCAAUAUGUAGUCCUAUUUUAUUUUCAUACAUUGACAAUAGUCCAACCUAAUUCUGUCUCUCAUAACCUCAAAUGUUGUUUAAAGUCAAACAUCCUUAAAGCAUUUAAUUGUUGUGUUAUUGACUUAUUAUUAGUCAGUGUUGGCCAGUUCUAUUGUUGUUUGAUUUCCUAGUUUUAAGGACAGAAGGAAGUCGGGAAGGAAGGUGCUACAUUUGAUUGUUUUGGCUUGCUGGGCUUGUAUAGUUACUAUCAUGUGUUCGGGAUUAUAGUUAGUUUAGCGUUGAUGUUGUUGUUCAUUUAACAUAGAGAUGACGAUGACCUCGUAAAAUAAAUAUGCAGUGUAUAUCCUAAUAUCUAGUCUGUUAAAGUUACAGAUUCCAUUCUAAUACGUCAUUAAGGCUGAAGAGCUUGGAUGCGUCCCCCCCCCCCAAAUGGGAUCCUAUUUCCUUAUGGGCCCUGGUCAAACGUAGUGCACUAUAAAGGGAAUAAGGGUACCAUUUGGGACUCGUCCCAUGUUAGAAGAUGAUCUGUAAUGGUAUAACUGUUAGGUGACGCGGUCUUGCUGUAGGUAGCGGGCCGUGUGAGCAUUGUGUUUUUAAUAGGUGACUACAGGAGAUCGGGAUCUGUAUAUUCACUAAAUGUCUCGGAGUAGAGCUGAUUUAGGAUGAGGUCCCCCCCCCCCCCCCCCCCCCAUGUAAAUCGUACGCAUAAGAGGGUAGAACUUCUCCUAGGUUAGCACUCCUACUUUGAGACGCUAGAUACAUACGGGGGUCCCUGAUCUUGACCGUUCGUCGUCAGAAAGUCCCGUCCCCCCCCCUUCCCUUUCCCCCGUUACUGUCUACACACCGUGGGCUCGUUAUAUUAUCUUUCUGUCUCCGGAGUGAUAGGGGCCAGUGAGGUGUAAUCCUGUCAUCUUCUUUUUUCCCUUGUUGGACUGGAAUGAAUCACAAUGCUUCGAGCGCACCUAUAUCUCCCAAAUGGCUCUCUAUUCCCUAUAUAGUGCACUACUUUUGACCAGGACCCAUGAGGAAUAGGGUGCCAUUUUGAGAUGCAUCAAUGAUUUUUAGAGGGGGGGGGGGGGGGCCGGGGGGCACCUCACCUCUCUUAACUCCUCUCCCAGUUCAUCUCUCUGUGUUCAGGUGUGCUAAUCAACCAAGGCCCCACUGGCCCCCCUGCUGUUCAAGUCUCCAGUCAGAUGUCCUUCCUAUUUAUUGUGUAGCAGCAUGUCAUUGGAGCCCUUCUUGUUCCUGUAUGUCCUGCCUCUUUCUCAACGUUAUUAUUGCAUUGAAAGGAUAACAAAUAAAGUUGAACAGAUGUUAAACAA